Acomys russatus (golden spiny mouse) is the source of this 4721-nucleotide messenger RNA. It is a transcript of the gene Rpgrip1l, whose product is annotated as RPGRIP1 like. Gene Ontology annotation, cellular component: photoreceptor connecting cilium. Gene Ontology annotation, molecular function: thromboxane A2 receptor binding. Lineage: Eukaryota; Metazoa; Chordata; Mammalia; Rodentia; Muridae. Gene Ontology annotation, biological process: non-motile cilium assembly; retinal rod cell development. The transcript is spliced from 26 exons. The record is from RefSeq and is a predicted model, not a curated record. Bases 169 to 3993 code for a protein of 1274 amino acids.
AGCUAGCGUAGUCCGCUACCCGACCAGCCGACGUCGUAAGGGGAACUACAUUUCCCAGUAGGUAACGGGACUCGCUAUGUUUUCCCGCGCUCCUCUGGGCCUGCGGAGGCUCGCGCCCUGGGCGCUAUAGCAACGGUAGCUAGCUGAGGGCGAGCGCAGAGAUAGACCAUGUCUGGCCCAAGUGAUGAGACAGCAGGAGACCUGCCGGUGAAAGAUAUAGGUCUAAACCUCUUUGGAGUUGCAGAGUUACAAGAAACCUCAACCACACGAACAAUGAAGACACGCCAGGCAGUGUCACGUGUCAGCCGUGAGGAACUGGAAGACAGAUUUUUGCGUUUGCAUGAUGAGAACAUUUUACUUAAACAGCAUGCCCGCAAGCAAGAGGAUAAAAUUAAAAGAAUGGCCACCAAGUUAAUACGGCUAGUUAAUGACAAGAAAAGAUAUGAGCGGGUUGGUGGCGGCCCCAAGCGGCUGGGACGAGAUGUGGAAAUGGAAGAAAUGAUUGAGCAGCUGCAAGAAAAAGUUCAUGAGCUUGAAAGACAAAAUGAAGUUCUCAAGAACAGACUAAUAGCAGCCAAACAGCAACUCCAAGUCCAGGGGCCCAGGCAGACUGCAUACAGCCGUGUGCAGUCCCGCAUUAACAGUGGCCGCAGGAAAGCAAGCGCAAGUACAGGCUUGCAGGAAGGCCCCGGGAAAGGGAUAAGAUUCCAAAAUGUAGAUGAAGCAGAAACUGUUCAACCCAUGCUCACAAAAUAUGGCAGUAGUUUACUUGAAGAAGCCAGAGGAGAAAUAAGAAAUUUAGAAAAUGUUAUUCAGUCACAGAGAGGCCAGAUAGAAGAACUAGAGCACUUGACAGAGAUCCUAAAAACUCAGUUGAGGAGAAAAGAAAAUGAAAUUGAGUUAUCUCUUCUUCAGCUUCGAGAACAGCAAGCUACAGAUCAGAGGUCAAAUAUUCGGGACAAUGUAGAAAUGAUUAAGCUUCAUAAACAACUAGUGGAGAAAAGCAAUGCUCUUUCAGUCAUAGAAGGAAAAUUUAUUCAGCUUCAAGAGAAGCAAAGAACACUCAGGAUCAGCCAUGAUGCCUUGAUGGCAAAUGGAGAUGAGCUGAACGUGCAGCUGAAGGAACAGCGCUUAAAGUGUCGCAGCCUUGAGAAGCAGCUGCACUCGGUGAAGUUUGCAGAGCGCAGAGUGGAGGAGCUGCAGGAUAGAAUUAAUGAUUUAGAAAAGGAGCGAGAACUUUUAAAGGAAAACUAUGAUAAACUUUAUAACAGUGCCUUCAGCGCUGCCCAUGAGGAACAGUGGAAGUUAAAGGAGCAACAGAUGAAAAUGCAGAUUGCUCAGCUCGAAAGUGCCUUAAAAUCUGAUCUUACAGACAAAACCGAAGUCCUUGACAAAUUAAAGACUGAAAGAGACCAAAAUGAGAAGCUUGUGCAAGAGAAUAGAGAACUGCAGCUGCAGUGUCUGCAGCAGAAGCAGCAGCUGGACGAGCUUAAAAACCGCACCAAGUUUUUCAACCAGGAGAGUGAUAUUAAUGCUGAUGACCUGAGCGAAGCACUCCUUCUUAUAAAGGCUCAGAAAGAACAAAAAAAUGGAGACCUUUCAUUUUUAGAAAAAGUGGACAGCAAAACUAAUAAAGAUCUAGAACGUUCUAUGAAAGAACUUCAAGCAACUCAUGCAGAAACAGUACAAGAACUUGAAAAGACAAGAAAUAUGUUAAUUAUACAACAUAAAAUCAAUAAAGACUAUCAGAUGGAAGUUGAAGCAGUGACUCAGAAGAUGGAAAAUUUGCAGCAAGAUUAUGAACUCAAAGUGGAACAAUAUGUUCAUCUUCUUGAUAUCAGGGCUGCACGCAUCCAAAAGCUUGAAGCCCAGUUAAAAGAUAUUGCCUAUGGCACUAAGCAGUACAAAUUUAAACCAGAAAUCAUGCCAGAUGACUCUGUUGAUGAAUUUGAUGAAACCAUCCACCUAGAACGAGGAGAAAAUCUAUUUGAAAUCCACAUCAGCAAAGUCUCGCUUUCUUCUGAAGUCCUGCGGGCAUCUGGGGAUAAAGAGCCUGUUACUUUCUGUACCUAUGCUUUCUAUGACUUUGAGCUCCAGACAACUCCCAUAGUGCGAGGCCUUCACCCAGAAUAUAACUUCACUUCUCAGUAUGUUGUCCAUGUCAGUGACUUAUUUUUGCAGUACAUUCAGAAGAACACUGUUACUCUGGAGCUCCACCAAGCCUACAGCACAGAUUAUGAAACAGUUGCAGCAUGUCAAUUGAGAUUCCAUGAGAUUCUAGAAAAAAAUGGUCGAAUAUUUUGCACAGCAAGUUUAGUUGGAACUAAAGGAGACAUCCCAGAUUUUGGCACAGUAGAAUACUGGUUCCGAUUAAGAGUUCCCAUGGAUCAAGCAAUUCGACUUUAUCGAGAGCGGGCAAAGGCAUUAGGAUAUAUAACAUCAAAUUUUAAGAAGCCAGAGAAAGUGCAAUUGUUGAGUCAGCAGGCACCCACAACUGCUCAGAUCAGUUCAACAGAUUCCACAGAUGGCAACUUAAAUGAACUUCACAUUACAGUAAGAUGUUGCAGCAACCUCCAAUCCCGAGCAAGCCACCUGCAGCCACACGCAUAUGUUGUGUACAAGUUUUUUGAUUUUCCAGACCAUGAUACAGCCAUCAUUCCCAGUAGCAACGAUCCACAAUUUGAUGACCAUAUGUGUUUCCCAGUGCCAAUGAGUAUGGAUUUGGAUCGAUACCUUAAGUCAGAGUCUCUGAGUUUUUAUGUGUUUGAUGAUAGUGAUACCCAGGAGAAUAUUUACAUAGGAAAAGUCAAUGUGCCUCUGAUUUCCCUGGCACAUGACAGGUGUGUCUCAGGGAUAUUUGAGUUAAUGGAUAAUGAAAAGCAUGCUGCAGGAACCAUCCAAGUUAUAUUGAAAUGGAAAUUCACCUACCUUCCACCAAGUGGAUCAAUAAGUACUGAAGACCUAGGGAAAUUCAUAUGCAGAGAAGAGCCAGAGGCUGUGCAGAGACUACCUCCAGCAUCCUCGGCCCCUACGUCAGUGGCACCAAAACCUAAACCAAGACAACGUUUAACACUUGUGGACAAAAAGGUCUCUUUUGUGGAUACCAUGCCGCACCUGAGUCCUGAGACUUCUCCUCCUCCUAACGAUACAAAGGACAGUUCCCCAGAAGUGGCACAUACACCAGAGACAGAAAACAGUACGCCAGCUGAUACAUACACUUCCAAGUGUGCUUCUCCUCUGCAUGUUUCACAGGAAAGCAGUUUGGCUGAGGUAGAAGAAAACAUGGAGAAAAUGCAGCAAGGAAAAGACAAUGACAUCUCUUUCCUAUCUGAGGGUCAGCUUGCAUCACAAAGUGUGGCUUCCUCUGAAGAUGAAACAGAAAUAACGGAAGAACUGGAGCCAGAAGAUGAAGACAGAUCAGCUUCAGACAGUGAUGACUGUGUCAUUCCCAGUUCAGUCGCCAAGAACACCAAUAAGCCAUCAGAGGAAAUUCGGAUUGAGAUCAUAGCUCUGAGCCUUAACGAUUCUCAGGUAAGCAGGGAUGACACCAUCCAGCGGCUGUUCAUUGAGUGCCGGUUCUACAGUCUUCCUGCUGAAGAGACUCCUAUGUCACUGCCCAAACCCAAGAGUGGGCAGUGGGUCUACUAUAACUAUACCAACGUGAUCUACCUGGAUAAAGAAAAUAACCCAGCGGAGAGAGGCAUCUUAAAAGCCAUACUGCAAAGGCAAGAACUGCCAUACCGAAGUGUGCGCUUCACCGUGGUCAGUGAUCCUCCCGAGGACGAGCAGGACCUGGAGUGUGAGGACGUCGGCAUUGCUCAUGUUGACCUCGUUGAUGUGUUUCAGAAAGGGAGAGACAUCAUUGAGCAGGAUAUUGAUGUUCUUGAUGCCCGGGCAGAUGGGGGCAGCAUCGGCAAGCUGAAGGUGACUGUGGAAGCACUUCAUGCCCUACGGUCUGUCUACCAGCAAUACAGAGAGGACUUGGGGCCUUGAAAGAAACUGUUCCAGAGGAAUCGUACUUCUGAGAAAAUGCUCACGUGAAAGCUUCAGGGUGAGAUUUUGAGUAAUCACUCUGGUGUGUGUAAUCUAUAAUUCAUAGGGAGUCUGGAGGGAGUGCCUGGGUUUAGGCUUGAAUGUUCAAGUUUUAUAUGGUUUGUUUGUUUGUUUGUUUGUUUGUUUGUUUGUUUGUUUUUCUCUCCCCUCCUCCCCAUGACUGCCACCCUUGGGACUUCAGUGCUCCUAAGUGAGCCGCCUUCUCAAUAAUUUAUAUCAACAUGAUAGCAUGAAACAUCUAUUUGCAUUUGCAACGUUUUCUUAUGAGUAACUGGGAGUAGUCCCAUUUUUAUUUUUCGUAAGUAAAAGCCUAAAAUCUUAGGAAACCAAGGAGAAGAAAUACUUUUUAUGUUAUCCCUAAUCAUCCCACUAAAUGGAAACCCUCUGAUUACCCUCAUUAAGACUUUUACACUGUGAAGACUUUAUUAGAAGCAAUAUAUGAAAAUUACUUGGAUUAAUGUGUUAAUCUUCCUCUUUAAAAUGCUAAUAUCCACUUUAUGCACAUUAAAGCUCAGUAUGCAUUUUCUUUGAUGCAUGCAGUUUCUAUCAAUUAAAUAUAAAGAAGGAGACUUGGCACCAACUUAUUAAAUUACUCCCAGGUUUUGUUUGGUUUGUUUUGAUUUGUUUUUUCAUAAAAACUGUAGUUGUUCCAGGUAAUAUGGUAUUAG